AUGCUUUUUAUAGCGAUCGGCUUUUUCGCUAUUUUUGUGCAUUUGGGCCGUUCUCAAGAUGAUUUUACAUCAAAGUGUAUCGAUUCACGAUACCACGAAAUCGCGGAUCAAUGCAAGAAUGUUUCCAACUCUAGGCCUCGGUGUGACUUGACCGGUCAGAUUUUUUUUUUAAUCCGUCGAUUUUUCGCAUUGCAGCUGAAGAAGACGUGCAGCUGCUGAAGGAGCUCCAAGAAUGCUGUCGGAACAUUAAAAAUUGUGUGCCCCGAAGCUUCGAAAAGUACUGUUGCGAGAAGGAGCCUUGUGCUCUUGAAUGCAAAGAUCCCGUGGGUUACUUCACGCAAACUAUUUUGAAAGAGUAACCUGUAUAUUCCUUUCAUUUCAGAUGCCUGCAAAUGGGAAAAGUGUAGUAGUGCCGGCGAUCCGAAAAUUGGUCCUUGGUACAUAUGAAUCGACUGGAAAAAGAGUCUUCCGCGCGGAACUAAUGAGAAAAGUGCAGAAGAGACUGAUUUACAAGCUCGAUAGAGCGAUCAACAGCAAAAGAAUCGAUGAAGUGCUGGAGAUCAUGGCGCCUUCCGUUUUAAUCGUCUACAACGGUCAAGUUGUUGACAAACCUGGUUAGUUUUGAUGCUAUAAGUUGUUUUUGUUUUUCACCAUCAGUCCGGUUCCCCUUUUUCAAUUCAAAAAAGUAUGAUUUUUUUUUCAGAUAUAAGUUAAAUGAAUGAGCUUUGUCUCUACAUCCGUGAAGCGCAACAUUUUUUUCCCAUAUGUUCAUGGAGUUUUUCAGAAAAGAUGUCCGAAUUCAUGGAUGCGAGACUGUUGGAAGAGAGGACAAUUCACGUUAGUUUUUAUCAAAAUAUUUCAAAAAAAAUGGUCUUUUCAGUUUUUGGUUGAUGCUGUAUACAAACCGGGUUACGGGAGCGCAGUCUUCUUUUUCAAAGGAUUUAUGUGUUCUCAGCUUGAUUAUUGCUCUGAGUUCAGUUUGACCUACAAAUGGGUACAGUCAUCAGGAAAACAAACUCAAAAGUACUCUAUGUAACUUGCAGAAUCCGAAGAAGAAAAACUUCUUCAUUAUCGAAUUCAAAAACAACGAAACUACCGUGCAGCCUGAUAUCCACGAUUACCCAUACACCAAUAAAUUGAUUAGGUGAAAUCUGAUAAAUUCAAGGCUUUCAAAAACUCUUUCAGAACUAAAUAAUGUCUCGAUCUCAUCGAUCAAACGAAGAAUUUGAACAUUAACCAGGAAGAGAUAUUCGCAGAUCAUCUUUUCGACAACUGUGUACUAUUUGUUAUGUUUGAAUUGAUUCUUUUCCGCCACAAUAAAAAUCUUUUAUUAUUUCAACUUUUUUUUGGUGGUAGGAAAAAAAGACCAGCGAAAAUUCAAACGGCGACUUUUCUUAUUUUGUCAUAUCGCUAGUGAACUUUCCGACGGAGAAGUCCCCGGCGAAUUUUUCCCGACUUUUUUUCUCGAUGCACUCUUUUAAUCAUUAAAUCUUCCUAUAUAAAAUAAGCAAAAAGUUUAAUAGAGGUUUUAUAAACCGAAAAAUAUAAGAGAAAAAAGUCGGAAAGAUAUUCGUCGGAAAGGUGGCCGUCGGAAAGUUCCCUAGCGAUAUGAAAAAAUCGGAAAAGUCGCCGUUUGAAUUUUCGCUGGCCUUUUUUCAUACCACCUUUUUUUGCAGAAAUUUUUUUAUCAAAUGACCAAAAAAAAUUUACUGAGGUUCAUGAAACAAAGGCUUAACAUUUUUUUGAGAAGGUCUUCAGACUCGAAUUACCCGUACCGUAAUUCAUGUUCUGAUCCGCUUAAUAGAAAAUAGAUCAUUUUUCAAAUGGCGCUAUAGUCCGCCUUCCAACGCUCGAGCGACCAGCCGAUCGGAUAUCUCAUUCCGUCUAUUUUAUUUUGGUAUCUUCUUUUUGAUUCAUCGUUUUAUUUUUACUCCAUAGAGUCCAUACCUGUACAUUGUCGAAGUUUCACCUAUUAGCUAAAGAUAUUAUUCAAAAGUUGACGUUAAAAACACAGAAAAUGGUUAGUUGUAUACAACAUGUAGGUAUUCCUUUGUAUUUAUUCAGUCUUUAGAGGAAUCGAGAAGAAAAAUUUUUAGAUUUGCAGUCUUUCUUAUAUACCGGUUAGUUGGUUAGUUGUAUACAUACCGAAUACGUUCACGAAAAAGACAACUUUAUAGAAAAAAAAUUAUGUGAUCUUCACUUAUUUUGCAGAUAGCUUUAAGGAAUUAAAAAUUUUCACACCAGUAUGGUGUAUAUUGAAUGGAACUCAUUAUAAGUUUUCUGAAAAAGUUUCAAAUUCCUACGACUCGAAUCACUCGAACGGAAAUUUAUUUUUUGAUCCGUCUAAUAAAAAAUAGAUCAUUUUUUGAUUGGCGCGAGCAUCCAUCUUCUAUACCGCUCAUGAGUUCAAAGGCGAUCCCUUUCUCCCUUUCCGCUUUUAUAGUUUUGUUAUAUAUACUAAAUCGCAGAAUGCGUGCAAUUUUUCGCAGAUUUCUGCCGAAGGCAAUGCAGCCUGCCCGAUUUCGCCAGAGUGUGUCUAUCGAACAAGUCAUUUGCGGGAUGGUGCGAGAGGCGACAGACUCUCCCGGCGGAAAACUUUCCCGCUCCCUCAAUUGA
Molecule: messenger RNA, 2616 nt
Organism: Caenorhabditis auriculariae
Lineage: Eukaryota; Metazoa; Nematoda; Chromadorea; Rhabditida; Rhabditidae
Source: the annotation of a GenBank genome assembly